This is a messenger RNA of Varanus komodoensis (Komodo dragon), 4263 nucleotides long. RefSeq names its product purinergic receptor P2X 5 (gene P2RX5). Lineage: Eukaryota; Metazoa; Chordata; Lepidosauria; Squamata; Varanidae. Gene Ontology annotation, molecular function: ATP binding; purinergic nucleotide receptor activity; extracellularly ATP-gated monoatomic cation channel activity. Gene Ontology annotation, cellular component: plasma membrane; nuclear inner membrane. Gene Ontology annotation, biological process: monoatomic cation transmembrane transport; response to ATP. Bases 1475 to 2728 code for a protein of 417 amino acids. The record is from RefSeq and is a predicted model, not a curated record. The transcript has 13 exons.
CCUUCAGGGCCCCUUCCAACUCUACUCUUCUAUGAUUCUAUGAUUUUAUGAGCUAGAUGAGACCAAGAGUCAGCGACCAGCCCAAAGUCACUUGGUGAGCUUAUGGCUGAGCGGGUACUCUCCCGAGUCUUGGCCAAACCCUGCAACCCCUACAGGAACCCCUGUUCCUUGUAAGCCGCCCAGACCCUUUUUUAGUAAUGGACGGCAUGGAAAAAUUUAAAAUAAAUAAAGCACACCAUGGCAGGUCUCAGAUAUAUCUAAAAUUGCAUGAAUUCCACAUGAUUAGAAAGCUACUAAAUGUGUGGACAAAGAUGGGUGCCUUGGCGAGACCUUCUCUCUAGACCAGGUCUGUCAAAUCGAACUUUCCACAUGAGAGAAAAAUAUGAUGUGUUGUUUUUGCAGUAGAAUAGAGAGCUGAACCUGAGGCACACUGAGGGUAAGGAUGUGGAGAGUUGAGCAAACACCUGAAGGAUCGAAAGAAAAACUGCUGACAAUUUAACAUGCGGUUCUAUCUAAAACAGGAACUGUGGUCAAGCACGGGAAACGGCAGCUGUGACGGAGAGGUUAGGCCGAAUGCUCAGCCGAAGAAGGGAAUGAAUAAAUAAAUAAGGGCAGGGGGCUGCUUGGGAUAGAGUCGAAGAAGGGAAUCAUAAAUAUGGGCAGGGGCCUGCUUGGGAUAGAGUAGCGGGAGAUAUCAACAGAGGUGGAAUCCAUACAGUGCUUUUAGGCACUUUGGAUAGGCUGUCAACCUUGCAGGACCCAGCCAGUGGGGAAACGAGGGAGGGAAUCGGCACGCUGAGAUAAGGAUAAAUACAUCUGUUUGGCAUUGCCCGGGCGUGUGCCUACUGAGAUAGAACGGCCCUUUUGCGAAAGGUAAAAUAAAAACAGUGCUGCUUGCGUUUCGUGCCGCUCCUCUUAGUUCUAACUUAAAGUGUGAGUGCCGGAGCCGUUUCUCACACACAAGGCAGCUGUUUGUCCAGCUUCACCAACCGCGGGCUCCAACUGCAGACCUUCCAUGCCAACAGAGCAGAUUCUCAAGUGUAAAAUGCACAGAAUGUGAAGGAACGCUUGUGUGCAUGUUCUCGGGUGUACCGGUGUACGUCUUGGUGUGCGUGCGUCGGCGUGUCGCUGCACGUUCCUGCGUGUUUGUGUCCCUGGCUGUGCUUGGCUCUGCAUGUUCCAGGGCACGCCUGCAUUCGCAUGCAGCCGGGUUGCACUGGCUUGUGCGCUCGUGCCGGUUUGACUCUUGCAGCCCGAGCCGGCAUGGGAAGGGCUCUGCCUGGACCGAGAGAUUCCGGGAACCUGCUGGUGGCUCCGCAAAGUGGCCGCUGCACGUAUCUAACCAGCCGAGCAUCCGCUGCCGCAUUUCCUUCGAGAACGGUCCUCACUAUGCCUGAGGGCAGCAGAGCAAAGCAGCGCAGAGCAGAGCAGGGGAGAAAAGCAUUUCAGAUGCAUCUCUGAGUGAGCCACGAGGAUGGGGCAGGUUGCCUGGAAGGAACUGUGCUUGUCGCUCUUCGAUUAUAAAACUGAGAAAUAUGUCAUUGCUAAGAACAAGAAGGUGGGGAUUCUGUAUCGUGCCGUCCAGCUGUUCAUUUUGGCAUACAUUGUGGGGUGGGUGUUCAUGGUUAAAAAGGGAUACCAAGAUGUGGACACCUCCAUCCAGAGCUCUGUCAUCACCAAGCUGAAAGGAGUCGCGUUCACCAACACUUCGGAGCUGAGCCAGAAGGUGUGGGAUGUGGCGGACUACGUAAUUCCUUCACAGGGAGAAAGCGUCUUCUUCGUAAUUACCAACCUGAUCAUCACGCCAAACCAACGACAAAGCACCUGUGCGGAGAGUCCCAGCAUUCCGGACGCCCUGUGUUACCGUGACGGUGACUGCGCUUCUGGGGAAGCGGUGAUUGCUGGCAAUGGUGUCAAGACGGGCCGCUGUCUCAAAGCUGGGGCCAACAAGAGCGGGACCUGCGAAAUACUAGCUUGGUGCCCGGUGGAAAAGAGGGGCAGACCCAAGAAACCUCUUCUAGCAAAUGCCGAGAACUUCACUGUUUACAUCAAGAACUCCAUCUGCUUCCCCAGGUUUCAUUUCUGCAAAACCAACGUUCUCGAAACCAAGGACGACACCUAUCUGAAGACAUGCCGCUAUGGACCGGAGCACCCAUACUGUCCCAUAUUCUUGCUGGGGAACCUCAUCCACUGGGCUGGGAAUAACUUUCAGGAAAUGGCAUCAGAGGGCGGCGUGAUCGGGAUUCAGAUCAGCUGGAACUGUGACCUGGAUAAAGCAGCAUCCCAGUGCAACCCACAGUAUUCCUUCAGCCGCCUGGACAGUCGGCUUACGGAGAAGUCCGUCUCUUCUGGAUACAACUUCAGAUUUGCCAAGUAUUACCGGGAUGCGGCUGACGUCGAUUUCCGCACGCUGAUCAAGGCAUACGGAAUCCGCUUCGAUGUGAUCGUGAAUGGCAAGGCGGGGAAAUUUAACAUCAUCCCGACGAUCAUCAACGUGGGGUCUGGCCUAGCACUGAUGGGGGCGGGAGCCUUCUUCUGUGACCUGGUGUUGUUGUAUCUCCUCCGGAAGAGCAAUUUCUACCGAGGCAAAAAGUACGAAGAAGUGAGGUACGUCGCCCUCAGAUCCACAGCGAAGCCUUUACCGGCAGGGACCGUCAACGGGAACCAGAGUGACCAUUCCUUGUCUGGGCUCGACCAGGUGAGCCAACUGCAGACUGUCGAGACCUAACGCUGCGGCUGAUGGCUGCAAGCCACUCUCCAAGACUCAGCCAACAGUGGAGGUGUCAUUUGCUUCGUGGAAAGUUGGGUGGUCCCAGGAGAGGAUGGCCGAGAUCGGCCCUUCCAGCUGCGCAGAGCCUUAUUUUUCAGGAGAAGUUCUGUUCCUUGAGCCAACGGAGUCCACAUGGAUCAAUGCAGGAUGUAACAUUUAAAAAGCAAUCCCCAAAGCCAUUGUAUUUGUGUAAUGGAGUCACGGAAGUAAGUAUUUUGGUGUAGCGACUGGGUAGCCAUGUUCAAAGUGGCAGGGUCCUUCCAUUUUGGGCUGCAAAACUCAUCAGGUCAAAGGGUUAUUUAUGCUUUGUGGAGUCAGGUGACUUUCGUUCUUGGAUGGACAGAACACUGAGGAUAAACGCCUUUGACUCACCUUACAGAUAUGUGUAAAUAUUUCUGGAAGAAGAAGGUGUGUCAGAGAUUAAAGUCAGGUGCUUUUUAUCCUUCUAAAUCAUCUGCAUUCCAUCCUGCAGACCAGUUUGCUUGAUUUUAACCAGACUUUCUGGAACACACUCUUGCUGUGGGUUCCUACGUCAGGCCGCAUCCAAGAGUCUUUAAACUUAGUAAGGAAAUUGUUCCACCGACAAUGGACACGUGGACAUCUUACAUUUGGCCUGUGUGACUCCGGAUUUCUCUGUUGUGGAAGGAAGAGGCUGACUUCUCAGAAGAAGAUAAGUUUUGCAGUUCAAAGGUUUCACAGCCUGCCUGCACGGACGGACGGUGUGACACGCAGAGAGAAACACAGCGACUUCUGGUGCCAUCCCGACUCUUCCACCUUUAAGAAUCACAGAGGCGGUCUGGUUGCCAGUCGGUUAGCUCCACAAUUGAUGCUGGCUGUUAAAACCAUGGGUGGGCACAGGUAACUGUUCAAACCACAAGCUUGCACUGAUGCUACUGUGAUAAACCCGAAGGUGGAGCUGUGAUUUUGAAAGGCAGAGGCCGUGUCCUUUGAUGCCAGGAAACGACACCAAUCUCCCCAAACCAUCUGGACAUCUUUUGUUCCUUUCACUUUCUAGAUCACUGUUUCUUUCCCUGCUUUCCAUUUCACCAGAACCAAGAAACUUUUCAUGAGCAGAAUGCUUUGCUCGCUUUCUUUAGGACUAAUCUCCUCUUUACUUUUGGAGGGCGUCUUUAUUAAGAGGCAAUGUCUGAGAUUUUCUGUGUAAGGUCAUGCAUGGAAUAAUAGAAGUUGAAAAGCAUUUAUAUAUGACAAACUUAUUUUCUGGCUUUCUGAUGGGUGGGAUGUGAUCAGAAUGGGAAAGGAUCUGAGAUAGAAUCAUUUUUUUAAAGGAAAUGCUCUUUUCUUCCCAUUUAUCUAUUACUAUUAUUAUUAUGUUACAUUUCUAUUCUUUCUUUUUCUUGCAAGGGAUCCAAGGUGGCUCAGUAUUGAUAUCAGUCUUUGUUUUCUUACUGUGAACAAAAUGUGAAAUGUACCAUAGCAAAGGUGAUUUCAGGGCAUUUAAAAGGGCAGAAAUUAUUCUGUGCCAUGCCGAA